Molecule: messenger RNA, 2750 nt
Organism: Falco peregrinus (peregrine falcon)
Lineage: Eukaryota; Metazoa; Chordata; Aves; Falconiformes; Falconidae
Gene: LFNG
Product: LFNG O-fucosylpeptide 3-beta-N-acetylglucosaminyltransferase
Exons: 8
Coding region: 41-1141 (366 amino acids)
Biological process (GO): regulation of Notch signaling pathway; pattern specification process
Cellular component (GO): Golgi membrane
Molecular function (GO): O-fucosylpeptide 3-beta-N-acetylglucosaminyltransferase activity
Source: RefSeq, a predicted model, not a curated record
GGCGCGGCGGGGGCCGGCGGUGGCGCGGCGAGGAGCGAGGAUGCUGAAGAGCUGCGGGAGGAAGCUGCUCCUGUCCCUCGUGGGCUCCAUGUUCACCUGCCUCCUGGUGCUCAUGGUGGAGCCGCCGGGGAGGCCGGGGCUGGCACGGGGGGAGGCCGGCGGGGCGCAGCGGGCGCUGCAGAGCCUGGGGGCGGCGGCGGCGGCCCCCCCGGAGGCGCAGGGUCCCCCCGGCCUCCGCAGCUUCGCCGACUACUUCGGGCGGCUGAGCCGAGCCCGGCGGGAGGUGCCCGCCGCCCCGCCGAGCCCCCCGCGGCCGCCGGCCGAGGACAUCUCCCCCCGCGAUGUCUUCAUCGCCGUCAAGACCACCAAGAAGUUCCACAAGGCGCGGCUGGAGCUGCUGCUGGACACCUGGAUCUCCCGCAAUCGCGACAUGACCUUCAUCUUCACAGACGGGGAGGAUGAGGAGCUGAAGAAGCAAGCACGAAACGUCAUCAACACCAACUGCUCAGCUGCCCACAGCCGCCAGGCCCUGUCCUGCAAGAUGGCGGUGGAGUACGACAAGUUCAUUGAGUCUGGCAGAAAGUGGUUCUGCCAUGUGGAUGAUGACAACUACGUGAACGUGCGGACACUGGUGAAGCUGCUCUCCAGCUACCCCCACACGCAGGACAUCUAUAUUGGGAAGCCCAGCUUGGACCGGCCCAUCCAGGCUACGGAGAGGAUCAGCGAGAACAAGAUGCACCCUGUGCAUUUCUGGUUUGCCACGGGCGGAGCAGGGUUUUGUAUCAGCCGGGGGCUGGCACUGAAGAUGAGCCCGUGGGCCAGCGGGGGCCACUUCAUGAGCACCGCGGAGAAGAUCCGCCUGCCCGACGACUGCACCAUCGGCUACAUCAUCGAGUCUGUGCUGGGGGUGAAGCUCAUCCGGAGCAACCUCUUCCACUCACACCUGGAGAACCUCCACCAGGUGCCCAAGACAGAGAUCCACAAACAGGUGACACUAAGCUACGGCAUGUUUGAAAACAAGCGCAACUCCAUCCACAUGAAGGGAGCCUUCUCUGUCGAGGAGGACCCAUCCAGGUUUCGCUCCGUGCACUGCCUGCUGUACCCCGACACGCCGUGGUGCCCCGCCAACAUGGUUUACUAGGAGGCGCGUGUCCCCUUAACCUCGUCCCGAAUUUCCCCGGUAUCCGACGGGCGUGCGGGACCUGUGUGCGGGUGUGUCAGUCCGGCGGAUGGACGGACAGACGUCGUUGCUGUGGUAUUGCACAGUGUGUGUGUACUGAAGGCUGCUGUGCGGCCCCGUGUCCCUGCCCGGCUGCCCGCGCCCGCUGCCCGCUCCGGCCAGGGCGGUGCAGAGGGUCGGGUCCUGAGCACUUAAUCCUUGGGCACCCCGCGGCGCUGGUGAGCCCCACGCCAUGCGUGGGGAGCGACCGCAGUGCGGGGCUCUGCCUCCCCUGGGCUUGCUUCUCCGCCUCCCCUGGGCUUGCUUCUCCGUUUUUGUUUUAUUGUUCCCUUUCAAAUGUUAAGUUUUUUGGUAUGUGUGCUCCCCUUCCCACCCACCCCCCCCACCCCCCCCCCCCGGCCUCUACCCACCCACCCCGCGGCUCCUGUAAGCCCCAUCCUCUCUCCCAGCCCCAAAAUCUCAGCAGCAAAGCUCCGGCUCCCGAUUCACGUGAAGGGUCAUCGAUGAGUUUUGCUCCCCAGCUCAGGGGGCAGGCAGGGGAGCCCCCCGGCCAUGGUGAGCGCUGCUGCAGGGUGCUGCAAGGCUGCUGGCUGCCCGGCGGCUGCACUGGAAGGAGAUGGUGGGGUGGGCUGCGAGCCAGCAUUGGCGUUGGCUCUGUUUCCCAGAGCUCCUCCUGCCUGGCUGAACUGUUGCAGGCAGCAUUGAUCUAUGCACUAUUUAUAGACUUAAUGUAAAGCCUUUCUAUAAAUACGGGGGGCAGGAGGAGGGCUUUCCCGGCACUGUGUACUGGGUCUCCCUUCAGUGCCGCCUCGUGCCUGCUCGCCAGCCGGCAGUGGGUGCGGGCAGGCUGGACACGGGCAGCCCAGCACCUUUGCAAAGCAGCACCUCAAGGUCUGGCCGGGGGCUGUGGGGGUGAUGCUCCCCGCUGCCGCCGUGGGGCCAGAGCAUCCUCCAGCCCUGGCCUGGCUGUGGGUGCUGCUGGGGUGGCCAGAGCACCCAAGAAGUGCCUGGCUGUUGCUCUCGCCCUGCUGGGGAGGAUUUAGCUGGAGAGGGAGAAGGACCCUGCAUCCCCCUGCGGCUGCCCUGUCUGCUGCCACCAGCCCUGUGCCCUGGGGUAAGCGGGCUGAGCUGGAGCUAAACGUUUCCAACCCGAAGCUGAGUGAAAAUAGCCCAUAAUGGGUGCAUUGUAAAUAUGUUAUUGAGCCAGUAUUUUUUUUACUGUGCCUUUUUUUUAAGAAAAAAAAACACAUUGAGAAAUAUGUAGAUUUUAAAAUGCUUUUUAUACAUUUUCUGUGGAUCAGAAAAAAAAAAUCCCCGGUCUUUGAUAAUCUGUUUAAGAAAGAAAAAAAAAAUUGCGAUGUCUUGUAACUAUCACUUACCUUAAUUUAUAUGUUCCAGUAUCUGGAACGUCACUCUGUGCUUUUUGUAACUAGGAUGUGUUUAAGGCAAUAGAUGUGGGAUGGGGAACCAGCAUGGACAGUGUGUUCUCAGGGACUUGAACCCGAUUGCUGCCACGGGGUUCCCGUGGGAGCCGUCACCAAUAAACCAGCUUUUUUGCUGACCACAGUCA